AUGACAGAUUCCCUACGAUUGACACAUUCACUAAAAUUACUUGACAACUUUAUGUUCAACAUAUCAAAGACUUCAAGUAUAAUAUCUUUAACAAUAUGGUUAUUUACUCAGAUACCACAAAUAAUUUUAAAUUAUAAACGUAGGGAUGUUUCAUUAUCAAUUUCAUUUGUUGGAUUAACAUUUCUUGCGGAUAUCAUAAAUCUAACAUAUCAAAUUCUGAUUAAAGACUCUGCAUAUUGCAUUUUAUUGGUAUAUAUGAUAAUACUAGAUCUAAUAAUAAUUUCACAAUACUAUUAUUAUUCACGAUACUUUAAAAAGUCAGUGUCGUCUCCACCACAACAACAACCAACAUUGGUCAAUCGAAUAUUGGGGGCUGCGUUCGUAACAGAUCUUGCCCUGGCUAUGAAUAUCAAGGUACAACAACAACAACAACAAACAUUUCCUUUAUAUAUUGACUGGGUCCAGGUCUUGCCCAUACUGUGCUGUUUCCUAUAUAUAAUACUGAGAAUACCUCAAAUAAGGCGCAACUAUGUUAGAAAAUCUACUACGGGACUUUCGUUAUACAUGGUUCUCUUUACUGUCUUGGGUACAAUAUUCAAUUUACUAUCGAUCGUAACAGAUACAAACCUUUAUAAGGUAUUGUCAAUCAAGAUUUUUUUGAUUGGUAGUUUUGUUAUAGUGAUAAUGGAUGGAGUGUUGUUGUAUCAAUUUUGGUUAUAUCGUAAACCUAUAUCCCCUUAUGAAAAUGAUAUAGUCGAUAUAGAUGAACAGCCACAAUGGUAUGUCAAGAAUCAGCCACUAGUAUUCUACCAAUCAUUUGAGCAAGACAGACCACUACAACAACAACAAUUAGCGUCAUCAUCUGUACCUUCAACCACUUCUAGCCCUCAUUUUUCCAAUCUGAUCCAUCCCAUUAAAUCAAAUCAAUCCCGAGGAAGAAAAUUGGUAAAAUCACCAGGUGAACAAACCCUGCUAUUGGAUGAAUCUUUGAUAGCAUCAACAGCAGUAUCAAUGGCAACACCUCCACCACCUCAGCAUUAUAUUGUUAGUUCAAGUUCUAGAUCCAGAUAUCAACUGAUUCAUCGUUUUAAUCUGCAACAAAACCAAAACCAAAGCACUCAACCGAAAAUUAUUCCUCAAAGUCUAACUAGUAGUUCUGUUGGUUCUGCUACUAGUUUAAUACCAAGUAUAAUUGGUAAUAUUUCUAGUGUCAAUAAAAAAUUAAUGGAUGGUUCAAAAAUUCCAUUCCUGCCGAUUGAUUUUUUAACUGAUGAUUACUAUAAUGGUAAUAAGAAUGUAAAUUCAUCUAGAGAAGGUGUAAAUAAUGGAAAUGUUGUUGUUGGUUCUUCUAACGUGUAUUAUGGUUCUAUAGAUACCUAG
This is a messenger RNA of Candida dubliniensis CD36, 1380 nucleotides long. RefSeq lists its product as uncharacterized. Lineage: Eukaryota; Fungi; Ascomycota; Pichiomycetes; Serinales; Debaryomycetaceae. The record is from RefSeq and is a predicted model, not a curated record. Gene Ontology annotation, cellular component: fungal-type vacuole membrane. The transcript has a single exon. Bases 1 to 1380 code for a protein of 459 amino acids. Gene Ontology annotation, biological process: basic amino acid transmembrane export from vacuole.